CCAAAUCGACAAACCCACCUCAGAAAACCAAGAUAUAUCAACUGGGUGUGUUUUAUUGUUCUCAAAUUUUGAAGGAAAAUCCAAAAUUAUCAGCCAUGGAAAUGGAAGCAGAAGAACAUGAAAAAGAAAGUCUUCACCCUGAGUUAGAGAACCAAAAGCAGAAAACUCCAGUAAAGGGUGUCCGAGAGUUGCUAUGGACACCCAUAAAUUGGUUCAGAAUGCUGAGUAGCGAGUUGCAUUGGAGCUUUGUGGUGGGUGUGCUGACUGUGUACGGCAUCAGUCAGGGUCUAAGCAUGGGACUGAGUAGAAUUAGCAUACAGUAUUACUUGAAAGAUGAUCAGAAAGUGCAGCCUUCUGAGGCACAAGUCUACUUUGGGAUCAUCCAAAUUCCUUGGAUUGUGAAGCCUUUCUGGGGUCUUCUCACUGACACUCUUCCUGUUCUUGGCUACCGCCGAAAACCCUACUUUGUUUUUGCUGGUUUACUUGGGGUGAUCUCCAUGCUUGUGUUAUCACUAGACAAGAAUUUAAAUCUGACAAUGUCCUUGCUGGCUCUGAUGGCGGGGAGUGCUGGAGUUGCAAUUGCCGAUGUAACAAUUGAUGCCUGUGUUACACAGAACAGUAUAAGACAUCCAUCCCUUGCCGGUGACAUGCAGAGCUUGUGUGGACUGAGCUCUUCAGUCGGGGCACUGGUGGGUUUUUCACUUAGUGGGUUUCUUGUUCACCUUGUGGGCCCUAAGGGUGUGUUUGGGUUGCUCAGCAUCCCUCCGGGGCUUGUCAUUUUGGUUGGGAUAAUGCAUAGAGAAUCUCGUGCGUGCAACUUUGCUUAUAAACAGGUCAGUGUAAAGUUACUGGAUGCUGGCAAGGCUAUGUGGACAACAUUAAAAUGCAGUAGUGUAUGGAGGCCUUGCUUAUACAUGUACUUGUCACUUGCUCUGGCCUUGAAUGUUCGUGAAGGAUUUUAUUGGUACACUGAUGCAAAGGGGGGUCCGUCUUUCUCCAAGGAGGUUGUCGGAUCCAUAUUCUCUAUUGGUGCUGUUGGCUCCCUUUUUGGGGUCCUUCUCUACCAGAACUUUUUAAAAAGUUACCCUUUCAGGGAUGUUCUUUUCUGGACUCAGUUGCUCUAUGGUGCUUCAGGAAUGCUAGACUUGGUAUUGGUGUUGCGCAUAAAUUUGAAAUUUGGUUUGCCAGAUUAUCUUUUUGUUGUCAUUGACGAAGCCAUUUCUAUGUUGAUUGGGCGUUUGAAGUGGAUGCCUCUUCUUGUACUUAGUUCCAAACUCUGCCCUGCAGGUAUAGAAGGUACUUUCUUUGCUAUACUGAUGUCCAUUGAUCAUAUAGGGAUGCUGUCAUCUACUUGGGCCGGAGGCCUCUUACUCCACAUCUUGAAUAUUACGCGGACACAGUUCGAAAAUAUUUGGAUGGCCAUUUUGAUCCGGAGUUUGUUGAGAAUUGUUCCGAUUGCGCUACUGUUCUUAAUACCUAGAAGCGAUCCCAACUUAACUAUUCUUCCAUCUGAGAUGUUGAGGACCAAAAAAGCCAACGAUGUACAUGAGUAUGAGACUCUUGAAAUGUCCUCCCUUCUCAAUGGCACUUGAUCAGAACUAGGGAUCUGUUAACUGCAGUGUCAAGGAAGAAUGGCUGUUGGGAGAUACUGGAGAAACAGUUUUUCAGAAUGUCGCAACCACAUCCCUGAGAGAAGGCAUUUUUGCACGUUAUCUAAUUAGCAUAAAGAAGAACUUGGACUCACAUACAACCACCCUUUUCCGCAACAGGUCUUUUUACUGUUAGAAUUAUGCUUUAAAGCCACACUCAUUUGACGUAAUAGUUUUCGGAAUACUUAUUAUGUACUCUUAUUUAGUUUCAAAGAAGAAUAAUGUUUGUUGUUAAUCACUACUUAAUGUAUUAUGUGUUUAAUCAAUAAUAUAAUUCAAAGAAUGUAAUCAACUUAAGUGACAAGUGAUAUAAGUGUGUUAGAUCAA
This is a messenger RNA of Malus domestica (apple), 1976 nucleotides long. RefSeq names its product probable folate-biopterin transporter 3. Gene Ontology annotation, cellular component: membrane. NCBI's taxonomy places the organism in Eukaryota, Viridiplantae, Streptophyta, Magnoliopsida, Rosales, Rosaceae. The record is from RefSeq and is a predicted model, not a curated record.